CAUUCCCAUUUUUACUUUUUCUGUUUCACUCCCACUCCCACUGAGUAGAUACUAAGAGAGUGCCAAUGGCUUCCUUCACUUUGUUCUUUCUCUCCAUCACCAUCAUCCUCCAUGUCUUUGUUGCCGCAACACCCUCCUCCUCAGCUUCAGAACAACUCUCAUCAUCAACAAUUCCCACCAGGUUUCUCGAUUUCGCCAAAAAGCCUGAAACUUUCGAUUGGAUGGUGAAUAUCAGAAGGAAGAUUCAUGAGUACCCAGAAUUGCAAUAUGAGGAAUUUAAGACGAGUGAGAUCAUAAGAGCAGAGUUGGACAAAAUGGGAAUUUCAUAUAAGCAUCCAGUUGCUGAAACCGGUGUUAUUGGAUACAUUGGAACUCGAAAACCUCCUUUUGUUGCUUUAAGAGCUGACAUUGAUGCUCUUCCUAUGCAGGAAAUGGUGGAGUGGGAGCACAAGAGUAAAGUAGAUGGAAAGAUGCAUGCUUGUGGCCAUGAUGCUCACACUGCUAUGCUUCUUGGUGCUGCAAAGAUUCUCAAACAGAAUGAAAAAGACAUACAGGGAACUGUUGUUCUUGUUUUCCAACCAGCAGAGGAAGGAGGUGCAGGUGCUAAAAGGAUCAUAGAAGCUGGAGCUUUAGAAAAUGUUUCUGCCAUCUUUGGAUUGCAUGUGAUGCCUAACUAUUGUGUAGGAGAAGUCGCCUCAAGGUCUGGUGCAAUAAUGGCAGCAAGUGGCAGAUUUCAAGCGACGAUAAGCGGAAAGGGAGGUCAUGCAGCUAUUCCUCAACAUUCUAUAGACCCUAUAUUGGCUGCUGCUAAUGUGAUUGUUAGCUUACAGCACCUUGUAUCUCGUGAAUCCGAUCCUCUUGAUUCCCAGGUUGUGACGGUUGCGAAAUUCCAAGGAGGCGAUGCAUUCAAUGUUAUCCCAGAUUCUGUCACUAUUGGGGGCACCUUCCGAACUUUCUCAAAAGAAAGUUUCAAGCAGCUGAAACAGCGCAUUGAGCAGGUUAUUGUAGGACAAGCUGCAGUACAGAGGUGCAACGCAACAGUCGACUUCUUUCAGGAAAAGAAACCUUUCUAUCCUGCUGUUAUAAACGACGGCGGAUUGCACAAACAUUUCCAGAAUGUUGCAGGGAGUUUGCUUGGAACCAAUAAAGUUAUGGAAAUGCCACCAGUGAUGGCAGCAGAAGACUUUGCAUUCUAUCAAGAGGUUAUACCUGGCUACUUCUUUUUUCUUGGAAUGCAGAAUGACUCAAGUGAAAGGCUUCCAUUAAUACAUUCACCACAUUUCACAGUCAAUGAAGAUGCACUUCCUUAUGGUGCUUCCCUUCAUGCAUCAUUGGCUGCUACUUACCUUCUAAAACAUCACCAUGAUGUAACCAUUGUAGAGGGCAAAAAUCAUGAUGAAUUAUAGCUACUUCCCCAUAUAAACUGAUAAAAAGCCAAUAUUGGCUUAAUUCUUGAGCACAACCUAACAUGUGAUGUUGUAAUAAUUGUAUUGCUCUAUACUUUUAAAUUGUAAGAACUUGAUUGAAAAAUUGAAAAAAUUAUAAAGGCUAACAGUAAAUUUAUUGGGGUAGAAAC
This is a messenger RNA of Arachis stenosperma, 1576 nucleotides long. Its product is annotated as IAA-amino acid hydrolase ILR1-like 4. Gene Ontology annotation, molecular function: IAA-Ala conjugate hydrolase activity. Gene Ontology annotation, biological process: auxin metabolic process. NCBI's taxonomy places the organism in Eukaryota, Viridiplantae, Streptophyta, Magnoliopsida, Fabales, Fabaceae. The transcript has 5 exons. The record is from RefSeq and is a predicted model, not a curated record. The coding region runs from base 66 to 1406 and encodes 446 amino acids. Gene Ontology annotation, cellular component: endoplasmic reticulum.